This is a messenger RNA of Penicillium longicatenatum, 2220 nucleotides long. RefSeq lists its product as uncharacterized. The transcript has a single exon. Gene Ontology annotation, cellular component: Swr1 complex. Gene Ontology annotation, biological process: chromatin remodeling. The coding region runs from base 1 to 2220 and encodes 739 amino acids. NCBI's taxonomy places the organism in Eukaryota, Fungi, Ascomycota, Eurotiomycetes, Eurotiales, Aspergillaceae. Gene Ontology annotation, molecular function: ATP-dependent H2AZ histone chaperone activity. The record is from RefSeq and is a predicted model, not a curated record.
AUGGAUGGACCGCCGCCCCCUCCGCCGCCGCACGGCGAGAACCCUCAUACCACCGAAGGCGAAUACCGUAAAGCUUCCGACUUGCCACAAGGGAACUACGAUAUCUUCGUGAUCCCCCCACACUCCUCUGGCUCCGGCUUCCUUUAUCUUCCAUCCUUGCAAACCAAUCGCAACAGCUUCUUCGCAGGCGCGGCAAGUACAAUGCUAUUGGUGAUAGCCUGGUCUUUAAUUUCACCGGCAGUCAAAACUUGGUACAUUGCUGCUGUCUCAUCUAAUGGCAAUGGCAACAGUACAAUGGCAAUGGUUGUCGUGGCUUUUGGAGUAGGUAUCGCGGGCUGGGUGGUUGGAUUAUCGCAGUCAAAGAUAGAGGGCUUCUUUGGAGAUAAAGGUGGAGGCUCUUCGGGAGGUUCUGGAGCUGGUAGGCCUAAUGCCAACGGUCAGACCAAUUCCAAUCAAGGCAACGGGCAGCAGAAUUAUAGUGGCGGACCAGGACAGCAGCAGUAUAACGGCGGAUCGGGACAACAGCGACAGCAAUAUGGUGGAAACUAUGGGGGACAGAAGCCGGGCAACCAGUAUGCCGGCAAUCAAAGCCAAAGUAAUCCCGAUCCUUCUCCAGACCCGGAAGAAGAGAAGGAAAGGGAAAGGGAACGGGAAAGACAGAAGGAGAAAGAAAGGGAGGAGAGAGAAAAGGAGAAAGAGAGGGAAAGAAAAGAAAGGGAAAGAGAGAAGGAGAGAGAACGCGAGAGAGAGCGUGAGAGGGAGAAAGAAAGAGAAAGACAAAAAGAGAAGGAAAGGGAGGAGAAGGAGAAAGAGAAGCAGAGAGCCGAGAAAGAGCGCGAGCGCGAAGAGGCUAAGCGCAAAGAAGAUCUACGCCGAAAGAUGGAUGAGUUCAAGCGUAAGCGUGAACAAGAGGCCAAAGAGAAGCAAAGGGCAGCAGAGCGCGAGGCUAUGGAGAAAGAGUUGAAGGAGCGUCGCGAACAGCUUGAACGAGAGAUGGCAGCCGCCAAAGCAGCUGCUGAGAAAGAAGCUCGCGAGCGCUUAGAGAAAGAGGUCGCUGAGGCACGCGCAAAGCAUGAGAAGGAGGCUGCCGAAGCCAAGGCGGAGGCCGAGAGGCUCACUGCUGAAGCAAAGGCAACAACUGACCGGCUGGCGAGAGAGGCAAAAGAAAAAGCUGCCAAAGAGGCUGCCGAGAAAGAGGCUGCAGCUAAGGCUGCCGCUCAGAAGGAGGCCAUGGCCAAAUUCGCUGCUCUCAAAGAAGCUGCCGCGAAGAGAUAUGCCGAGAAGAAAGCCCAAGAGGCUAAAGAGAAGGCAGCAAACAACAGACCUUCUGCUCCUGCGAGUGCUACCAGUGCUCCUCGAACACCUUCCCCCAAGAAACAACCACCUUUCCCAACUGCCCGGACCACCGUCGAGGAAGACGAUGCCUAUUCAUUUCGACCCUACGAUCGUCCACGGCGGCCGUACGGCGGUGCCUCUGGGUCCUCUGCCUAUUCCGAAUCAUCAUACGCGCCAUCUCAAUCAACAGCUCGGACGACUCCUCCACCAUCAACUCGCAGUGCAUACUCCACCAAGGAUCCUGACAAGAUCGUGAUUCAAGGAGUUUACCAAUUCAAUAACGCCUUCAUGAAGACACCAGUCUCUCAACUUGUCUCAGGUCAAGGCAUGGUAACCGACGGACUCGUACUAAGAAUCACAACUGAAGGACUCUUCGUCGACGACGACCUCCGAGGAGUCGGUCAACGCGAAUGGGACGUAAAGGCCUGGACUCUAAAGCUGACCGAGGUCUGGUGUCCCCAAAUGGGUGCACCUUCUGCAAAGCCGGGCUCCAGUAAUCCCUUCUCUUUCCGUCGCGGCGGUGGCGCUCACUCGGUGCCCACCAACGAAGAAUCCGAUGCCUUCCUUACCAACUUGCUCAAGGUCUGCAAGAACACCUGCCGCCUCGCAUCUCCGAGUGCAUGUUUCGCUCGUAGCGCGAAUGCGAGUGGCAUCAACGAUGCACGUGCUCCCCAGUCUGAGUUCCGUGGUCUCCACGUUCUUCGUGCCAGCAUCCGCGAUCAAGAGGGGAAACGUUACGUCUUCGUGUUGCAGGAUACCGAAGCCUGGAAGGUUGCUAUUGGCCUCCAGCGUCUCCGUGCUGGAGCUCUCGUCCGUAACCUAGGUGUUACCGCUCUAUCCAUCCCAGACUGCAAGAGCAUUCUCGGUGGCCUUGGUUACGUCUAG